Aspergillus ruber CBS 135680 is the source of this 1766-nucleotide messenger RNA. RefSeq names its product WD domain protein. The coding region runs from base 49 to 1719 and encodes 556 amino acids. Lineage: Eukaryota; Fungi; Ascomycota; Eurotiomycetes; Eurotiales; Aspergillaceae. The transcript has 2 exons. The record is from RefSeq and is a predicted model, not a curated record. Gene Ontology annotation, molecular function: protein binding.
UAAUGCUCAAUAUCAAGAGUCGUCUCAAUAUAUAAAGCGACUUGCAACAUGUCGAAACGAUAUAUCCACGACGAUGAGAAGAGCAGCAGCAGCAGCAUUGUCUCCUACUCACAUCCGUCAAAGCGCGCCCGCAGAGUCGACCGCCUUUCGUCUUUGAGCGACGAGCUCUUACUCCAUAUUCUAUCUUGUCUUCCGAUACCUUCAUUGAUCGUUUGUCAGAGAUUAUCGCGCCGAUUUCAUGCGCUGGCCGGAGAUUCAGAGCUUUGGAAGAGACUAUAUUAUUCACAAUGGGUUCGCCCCCGUGCACGUCGAUUAGCAAACAAAAAACGGGCCUCUAUGCUACCAGCAAAAGCCGAAUAUUCUCCCAAGGUAUCAACAUGGUUAGAUCAGAGUCAUCUAGCAAAGGAGGGAAGGCCUACAAACUGGAAACGACAGUAUCACCUUAAGCAUAACUGGUCCAAGGGGAUUUGUCGCUUAACUGAAAUUGAAUUCGCUCAACAGCCACGGCCUCCAUUGCUCGUUGAAUUCUGUGCCGAUUUUAUUUUCACGGCAGAUUCCGGCCAUGGGCUUCGAGCUUGGAUUGCUGGUAACCCACGAUUUUGCGUCGCACACAUACCAUCAGAAUGUUCUUCUGAUGUCCCGACAGCUCUGUCAGCAACCCGCAGCCUUGAUGAGAAAAAUAUCGAAAUUGCGGUAGGCUUUCAAGACAAGGGCUUCAGUGUGUAUGACUUGGAUAUCAAGGCAUCGAAACUAAGCUUACAUUUCAACCACACUGGAUCUACCUCAAAAACAAUCACAGCAAUGGCAUUAUCAGCUCCAUAUCUGCUAACCGUCUCAAAGUAUAAGGCGCUCUCCCUAUAUAAGAUACUCUCAGGACCCAAGGGUCGCAACAGAUCAGGUGGUUCAGACGGAGCCCGUCUGCUUGCGUCUCUACAGGCAGAUAACAUUGCGGCACCAAUGUCACUCUCCAUCCGGGCCGCGCAAUCUGAAAUCAUUGCAUCAAUUGUUUAUAGCUUUUACCACAUCGGCUGUGGCUGGUCACUAGGGAUCCAAGAACUUCGUCUGAAUAGCAAUGGCCAGCAAAUAGGUUCGCGGCUUGCUACAACAGUGGAUUCGCAAUACGGCAUACGGCCUCUCACUCACUCGGAGAGAAUAUUUCACUCCACAUGGGACUACCAGGCCGAAGGUGUCAGGCGGUUCACGAUGCCAAGUGAGCCCUUUAUACUACAUCAAGAGCCCCCAACCUCUCUUUCUUAUCGACAUCCUUUUCUCCUGGCAUCUCAUCCGGACAACACCCUCACUGUGUACCUCGUCGUAUCUACUUCUAAUAGCUUGUUCGUCAAAAGUGGCCAAAGGCUCUGGGGCCAUACAUCGUCCGUGGGAACUGUGCAGGUUAACGAUCGUGGCAAGGCAAUUUCUGUUAGUUCACGUGGAGAUGAAAUACGGGUAUGGGAACUCGAAUCAGUUGUUUCAUCCCCUGUAGCUCGACGGAAAGCGAAGGAAGCCAGCAGCACUCGACUCAGUCCCGAGAAUGCACGGACUGAUUUGCAUGGAAAUCGUGACCGACCAGCACCGAAUGUAGCUGAGAGAGCUUCUAGUGAUGUCUCUCGAGAAAUGGCACGGAUACAAAGCUGUAUAGGAUUUGAUGAAGAACGCGUGUUUUUGCUUCGAGAACAGGAAAUGGGGGAAGCAUUACUUGAAUGUUAUAUUUUUAUAUGAACCAGGUUGGGUCUCGGGUCGGUAUUGCAAGCUUUUUUUUUUUUUUU